AUGGCGACGCCGCGCGAAAAUAGGAAAAAGCAAGCACGAAGCGAAGCAAACAUGCUCACAGCAAGCGACCGACCUAUCGAAGUGGCGAUCUGGUUUAUCGUCACCGACUCCAUUCAUCCAUCGAAUCCCAGUCCAUCAGUUCACUGUCACUGGCAGUUGGAGAGAAGGUGGGGUAGCUUGUCAGUCAGUGCAGGAGGUCGUGGAUAG
Aspergillus calidoustus is the source of this 207-nucleotide messenger RNA. NCBI's taxonomy places the organism in Eukaryota, Fungi, Ascomycota, Eurotiomycetes, Eurotiales, Aspergillaceae. The record is from the annotation of a GenBank genome assembly.